AUGUCUACAUACAUUACUCGAGCAGAGCGAUCGGGAUCAAUAUUCUUUCGUGUGACUGGCUUGAUACGCUCUGGACAACUUCAUUGGAGUGACCGACCAUUAUGGUAUGAUGUUUACGUAUCUUCUCCACCCCUUACGCCACCUGUUUGGAAUGUAAAAAUGGAUCGACACGAUGAGCCUUUACGAAAAAUCUUUUAUGAAGAGGACCAUAUCAGAGCGAAAUUUUAUCAAAAAUAUCAUCGCACUGGCAUAAUAAAUGCUUUUGUUCCUGGAGAUAGCAUAAGUCAAAUGUUUAUUAAUGAAUACAGAGCAUUAAAGAAGGAAGAACCGGAAUUGGACGAAGAAUCUCUUGUCGAUAAAACUGAAAAACGCUUGGAAGCAGCGGGGCUAACGUUGAAGAAA
Messenger RNA from Mesorhabditis belari, 402 nucleotides. NCBI's taxonomy places the organism in Eukaryota, Metazoa, Nematoda, Chromadorea, Rhabditida, Rhabditidae. The record is from the annotation of a GenBank genome assembly.